Molecule: messenger RNA, 2521 nt
Organism: Amoebophrya sp. A120
Lineage: Eukaryota; Dinophyceae; Syndiniales; Amoebophryaceae
Source: the annotation of a GenBank genome assembly
UGACUCAUCAAAGCUCAUGGUCUUUUGUAACGAUCUUCCCUACCCGUACCCAAUUUUUUUUGGACCGUAUUUUCUUUUUGCAGUUUCACACAACAUCUUGGCGACCUGAAUGAACUCUUAUGUUUGUACUACCUAAACCUAUGUGUAUGUACUCAAUUCCGUUUUUCAGUAGCUAUUUCGUAAGUGCCACGACAGAAGCAAGUAUGAUGUUGGACCUUUUUUACUGAUUUGUUUCGCCCCAAUAUAGAAAGAAAGCAUCCGACCGAAAAAUGGCACGGAGUCGAUCAAGAUCACGCAAGCGGGACCGCGACCGUGGUGGCGACCGCGACCGGGGCGGCGACCGCGACCGAGGUGGCGAGCGCGAGCGUGGUGGUGAUCGCGAGCGUGGUGGUGAUCGCGAACGCGAGGGUGAGCGAGAGCGCGACCGCGAAAGGCGCGACCGGGAGCGAGACCGCGAAAAGCGCAGCCGGAGUCGAAAGCGGGAUCGUGAACGCGAGCGGGAGCGGCGGAAGGCGGAGAAAGAGAAGGAUCCGGAAAAAACGCUGUGGGAUCACGUUGGGAAGGAGUUGUUCCAGGGCAGAGACGCUGCCGCGAACUCCGACAUACCCCAGCUCACCGAAAAUGAGUUGCUGCAGCGGACGCUCUUGAUCGAAAAAGUUCCGCGCGAUGUGACCAACCAAGACUUGAUGGACUUCUUUAACGGAGCUGUGUUGGCCAUGACAGGUAAGAGCUUUGUAGCUGAAUGUUGCUGAGUCAUUUUUUUCUGCAUAAAUUGGCCUUGGUUGCUGCUGGCAGCAUCAGCACACACGGUUGACGACAGUGACGAGGAAUAGAAAUUCACUCCGAACGGACGACGGAAACAAAUACAAGUCCACUUAAUUUCAAAUCCACCAGGCAACCCCACCGAGAUGGCGACCGCGAAAAUGAAGCCGGUGUUCGCGAUCGGAGAUAUCAAGAAUGGCGGGAAAAAGAUCCUGUUCCGCAGUUACAAAGGCACCUUAGUUGGGAUGCAGCUGGAGGGGAUCGAGUACAAACGGGUGGAGCUAAAGAUGACGCGGCCCGACGGGUUUUUUGAAAUGUACAAGGACCACGAGCCGCCGCAGUACGAUGUGAGCCUGAUCACGUUGGCCGACAUUCUCGGCAUGGGGGACAAGCAGGAGGAGAAAACCGAAGCGCAGAUGAUGGACCUGAUUGCGCGGACGAGUGGAAAAUUGGCAAUCUCGCAGAUUCCGACGGUGAUGGACGAGCGGGCUUGUCGGGAGCUGCUGUCCCAGUUUGGCGGGUUGAAAAUGUUGAACCUGAUCACCGACAAGAAGGGAAAACAGCGAGGCUACGGCUUUUUCGAGUACGACAACGACCAGCACGCGGAACUCGCACGAAUCUGUUUGAACGGGUAAGCUUUUUUUACUUGCUUUGUGGAGGUGCGUCGUUCUUGAGGAUGGUUCAGGCUCUCUUUUCAUGAAUACAGUACUAUGCGUGUGUGGGUUUGCGAUUGCGGCAACCAUGCUCAACAUCGGGAAUGAAUGCGCAAUAAAAAGAAAUCAUCUCAAAAACACUUUUUACAGUUUCGUCGUCGGCGACCGCGUGUUGAAAGUGACGCGUCUUCACGAGGCAGCGAAAAAAGCCGGCGAUGUCGCCUUAACCGCCACCAAGGUGGUGAAGGAGGUGAAAAAGGUGGAAAUUCCGAAGCAGAAAAUGGUGUCCGAGAAGAUCCUUAGCAACCCCGUUAUCGCCGUGCAGGUGCGCGAUGGUUUGGACUGUGGGCGUCGGCCCUCCGAGGUGGUGCAAUUGCUGAACGCCGUCUACGAGCCGGAUCUGAUGGACCCGCAGGAGGCCGAGGACAUCCGAAUCACGGUCUUGGAGGAAGCGGAAAAAUUCGGCGAGAUCGAGGAGGUGAAGAUCCCGCUGCCCAGUAAAAUCGGCGCUCUGAUCGAAGGUGUGGGGAAGAUCUUUGUGCACUUUAAGGAUUUGAUCUGUGCGCGGAAGUUUCAAGCGGAGAUCAACGGGCGCAAGUUCGAUACUCGCAUCGUCUGCGCGUCGUUCUACCCCCGGAGGCGCUUCGAGGCAGGCCAAUACAUUCUGACGGAAACAGUCGGUGCGUCCGAGGACAUCACCAAAGUGGCGCGCGAAGUCAAGCAACAAGCGCAGCGGGACAAACAAAAGCGGCUGGAAGCGGAAGAGCGGAUGGUGGAGCGCGCGCGGGCGGAGUUGGCGCAGAAUAAACCCAGGAGAAGGGACCGGGAGCGGGAUAGGGAUAGGGACUACGAUGAGAUUCGUUGAAGAAAAGGUUUUUUGGGAACAAGUGAACGAAUCAUUUUUGGAAAGGAAAGGUAUACUCGGAUUGACGAGGGCAUAGUACCCAGUAUGUCUUGUAGUUCUACCUCCACCUUCAAAUGCCUCAUGCCUCGUGCUUCCCAGUGUCACCUUCUGAUAAAGACCCCAGCGAAUUAUUGGACGAUAAAAUUUGAGUUUGACUGGCUCUGACGCGACAAAAAGAUUAUCUGCAGUGACGUUCAAACAU